Molecule: messenger RNA, 690 nt
Organism: Drosophila elegans
Lineage: Eukaryota; Metazoa; Arthropoda; Insecta; Diptera; Drosophilidae
Exons: 1
Coding region: 38-556 (172 amino acids)
Biological process (GO): vacuolar proton-transporting V-type ATPase complex assembly
Cellular component (GO): extrinsic component of endoplasmic reticulum membrane
Source: RefSeq, a predicted model, not a curated record
AAAAGGUUUACCCAGCCCGAAAAAUAAAAACCCAAUCAUGAGCCACAACGAAGUGCCUUCCGAUGAAUCGAUGGCUGAGAAGCGUGAGUCGAGAGCAAGAUCAUCCGACAGGGAGAUCAGAUGUCUCUUAGAUGACCUCCAUCUGCAGAUGUUUCACCUUAUGGAGGACGAGGAGCUAUUGCAUUUGCAGCUCAACAAGCAGUCAUGUAGAGCUCGAUUGUUCCUGGCCAGGACGAGAUUGCUCCAGGGCUCUGAACGAACUUCUGCGGAGGUCCAAUUGCCUAGAGGACGAUCCUACAAGGCACUCACACGUGUUAUCGAGGUAUCGAAAAACUGGGGCAGCGCUUUGAAGAUCUCGCGACAUCCAGUUGAACCGAUCCUUGGAUAUUUCCGGCCCCUAACAAGUAUCUUCGGAAGUCUGGUGCCUGAAAGCUUACGAUUAGCGAGCCGGCAUUGGUACCACUGCCUGGAUCUGGUUGCAGAAUGUGCGAACAUUCGAAAGGAACUCCAAUCGACGAUCACCUCCAUUAAGAUGCUGCAAUCGGCCCUUGAUUGAAGAUAAUCGUCACAGAUGAUUUUAGAUUGAAGGCAGCCAACCAAAAUGCGAAGUUAAAAGUAAUGCUCUUAAAUAGCAUAGUAGUAUUAUAAUAUAACAUAACAACUUUUUAAGAAUUUCUAUAUAACCGGCUA